AUGAGAUCUGUGCUGCCCGUAGUUCGUAUAUCGGUGACAUCAGCUACGGAGCUCCGUCCUGGGAUGACCUAUUGGGACAUUUCGGUGAGCCUUCCGAAGAGCGAGUUUGGGGUCAAGAAAUGCAAGUACCUCGAGCACGACAUCAGCUCGGACGGAAUCAGGACGUCCCAGAAGCUAGCGGAAAAGGUCCUCAACUUGCCGCUCCCGAAGACCCAGAAUGGAGUACAAUCCUUCCACCGGAGUCUCAAUUACUACGCCAAGUAUAUCAGGGAUCUACCCGUACUCGCGGCAACUCUCUGCGAAGCACCAGACGAGCAAACCGUUGCGGACGAGAUUUAG
Molecule: messenger RNA, 339 nt
Organism: Phytophthora megakarya
Lineage: Eukaryota; Oomycota; Peronosporomycetes; Peronosporales; Peronosporaceae
Source: the annotation of a GenBank genome assembly